CGAAAAGUAGAACUGAAAAUGGUAGGAAAAACCCAACAGAGAACCGGGCAUCAUGUUUCACUUUCAUGGUAAAAAGAAGAACUGAAACUGACGCGGAAAACCCUGCCGAUGACUAGACGUCCAUUCAGUUUCACUUCCGCGGUGAGAAGAGAACCGAAAACACGCUCGGAAAAAGCGGCAGAGGACACGUUGUACGGUUUCACUUCCAUGGUAAAUGAAGAACUUUCUAUGGAAGAUGAAGAAUCCAACUCUUUUUUUGUAAAAGAAAAUAACAUUUUGGUUUUUCACACGAGGAAGAACCUUUUUUCUCAAAAUGCGAAGAACAUUUUUUGGUAAGAAGACGAAGAGCGGACAACGGCGCGGAAACCUUUCGGACAGAGGCGGCACGAUGACGAGGCGAGCGUCAACCAGACUGGCCGCGGACGGUUCGGGCCGCGCUGCACCGCGACACGUACCACCACACCGCGCACAUGCCGCGCCUUCUCGCCUCGCUCGGCUCCACCUGUCUCGCCGUCCCGUCGGGAUUCAAGAGCCGCUCUUCCUUCCCCCAUAUGCGUCCCUCGUUUCUCUCUCUUGGACUUUUGGCAGUACAACUGGGCGAGCGAGGGAGGCAAGGCUUUGCGAAAGCGCUCAGUUUCUCCCAGUCUCCGGCUUCGAGAUCUCAAGAGAGAGAGAGAGGGGGGGAGGCAGGAGGACAGCGGGUCAGGGAGGAGGGGGCGUGGGAUCCUACUGUGGAGCCAGCCAGUGUGGCGGAUUCUUGGGGGGAGGCGCCUACGUGCAUGGCCACCGGCAGCAGCAAGUGGUGGCAAGGGCCAAUGGACUUCCCGCCGCAGCCGCAGCAGAUGCAGCAGCAUCAGCACCAGCAGCUGCAGUUGCCGGCGGUGACCAUGCCGGCGCCGGCUCCAGCGGUUGCCGCCUCGCCGGAGAACAAGCAGCAGCAGCAGCAGCAGCAGGGCCAGGGGCAGGGCGAGGGGCAGAUGGGCGCGGCGGCAGGGGCCAUCGUGCCGCUGCGGAGGCCGCGGGGGCGGCCGAUGGGGUCCAAGAACAAGCCCAAGCCGCCGAUAAUCAUCACGCGCGACAGCCCCGACGCGCUCCACUCGCACAUCCUCGAGGUGGCCUCGGGCGCCGACGUCGCGGCCUGCGUCGCCGAGUACGCGCGCCGCCGCGGCCGGGGCGUCUGCGUGCUGGGCGCGUCCGGCUCCGUCGUGGACGUCGUCGUGCGCGGCGCGGCCGCGCCCGCGCCCCUCCCGGGCCGCUUCGAGCUCCUCUCCAUGACCGGCACCGUGCUCCCGCCCCCGGCACCGUCCGAGGCGUCCGGCCUCGCCGUCAUGCUCUCCGCCGGCCAGGGCCAGGUCCUCGGCGGGUGCGUCGUGGGGCCGCUCGUCGCCGCCGGGACCGUCACCCUCUUCGCCGCCACCUUCGCCAACGCCGUCUACGAGCGACUGCCCCUCCAGGACGCCGCCCCCGACGCCGACGUCAAGCCCGACCUCUCCGCCGCCCCCGACGCCUCGGUCUCGCAACAAGUGCAAGCGCAGCAGCCACUCGCCAUCUCCCAGGCCAUGGCAAUGGGCGCGGGCUACCCCGACCACCGCUCACCUCAGUACCCGUGGGGAGGCCACCAGGGAGGCGGCAUCUGAUGAGAGGAUGACCAGCCUGUGGAUCGAUCGUUAACUCUUUUUGUUGGUGUUCUUGCUCCUAACAUCCAUCCAUCCUCUAGAGAAGUAGGUUUUGGCAAGUUGAUUCAUUCAUGGAGCGCUCUUCUUGGGCUCUCAUCGUGAUUUUGUCGUGCGAGGUCAGCAGAAUAUGGCGACGAAUAUGGGCACACAUCAGGCGGUCGAGCCACAUUUUGUGUGGUUAAUUGGAGGUCAGUGUUCUAGUGUUUUUACAGCUUCUCAGGCUGAGUCAGUGCACAACUGCUAGUGUAUUUGCUAGCACUGCAAGCAUGUGAAAUGUGAUUAAUGACUGGGGGAAUUGGAAAUUUGUUGUUGAUGACUUGCGAAAUUGGAAAUCUGUUGCUACUUGA
This is a messenger RNA of Hordeum vulgare subsp. vulgare (domesticated barley), 2023 nucleotides long. RefSeq names its product AT-hook motif nuclear-localized protein 20-like. Gene Ontology annotation, cellular component: nucleus. The record is from RefSeq and is a predicted model, not a curated record. Gene Ontology annotation, molecular function: DNA-binding transcription factor activity; minor groove of adenine-thymine-rich DNA binding. The transcript has a single exon. Gene Ontology annotation, biological process: vegetative to reproductive phase transition of meristem. Bases 471 to 1637 code for a protein of 388 amino acids. Lineage: Eukaryota; Viridiplantae; Streptophyta; Magnoliopsida; Poales; Poaceae.